Lactuca sativa (garden lettuce) is the source of this 3225-nucleotide messenger RNA. The record is from RefSeq and is a predicted model, not a curated record. NCBI's taxonomy places the organism in Eukaryota, Viridiplantae, Streptophyta, Magnoliopsida, Asterales, Asteraceae.
UCCCUUCCUCCCAUUUAUCACCUUAAAUAGAAGGGAAGCGGUGGCUGAUGCGACUCUUUUAACAGAACCGCCGGAGAAUGCGUUUUGAUUUUUUAUUUCCUUUGCUGGAAAACAAGUGUCGCUUUUCAAAGCUUCGCCUUUUGAUUUUUAAUUCUCACCGGAGAAGGAAUCAAUGACUAUCUCAAAAUCAGAGGCAGUUUAGUAGAGAACCGUUCCUCUUCCAUCAAUUCCAACUGAGAUUCAUCUUCAAAGUCAUCCGACUUCUUCAACUUUCCAAAAUGAAAGUCUCAUCGGACUUCUGAUCCUAAUAGCGAUUUCUUCCCCAAUGCGUAUCAGCUCCAGACUGAUUUGGAAGAAGCAAAAGGACAUGAAAUCCUGAAAUUACAAAACUCCCUGCAAUCUAUACAUGCUAUUGUUCACGAAACAUAUGCAUUGCUUACCAAAGAUAAGGAACGUGAAUCUGCACAGAAAGCAGUCGAAGAAGCAUCUGCUAUUGUUCAAGAAACAACCCCAAUCCAUGUAGAAGAUACUGAAAAGAUUGACAAAUUAAGUGCAGAAGUGGAAAAAUUGAAGGUGAUGUUGGUAACCAAGGAAAGUGAAUCUGCACAGAAAAAGAUUUACAAUUUAAGUGCAGAAGUGGAAGAACUGAAGAGUUUGUUAGAAUCAGAGAGAAACCGGGCUAAUGGAUAUGAAAAGAAGUGCACCGAAGCCCUUGAAACAAUUGAAAUUAAGCAGCAGAAGUUGGAAGAAAGGUGAAACAACUUGAAGAAUCUUUGAUUUUGCAUGAGGAGAAGCUCAGCGACUUAAUAGCCAAAUAUCCUCUUGUACGUUUCAAGCAUGAGUUAAUAGCAUAUGUGGAAAGAAUAUAUUGGUGGGUAUGUUACAACUUAAAGGAAGAGAUUUCUCCCUUGCUUGAAUUGUGCAUUCAGCAUACCUUUCACUGCUGAUGAGCUCUCCAAAUCAAUGGAUGAGAUGGAUAUAGAAGAUGACGAGUCACCACCACUUGUUCGUGCUAAUUCGGGUUUCAGUUUCUUAUGGGAUGAUAGGUUAGUGAAUUCAUUAGUAGGUUUUACUUACAUAUGCCAUUUGGAGUACGUUAUGCAUAGAUUUUGACAUUUGAGUGAAUUGUUAUUAGUGUGUGCUGAUGGAGACAAAACUGGAUCAAGUUGGGGCAACAAAAAUGUUAUGAAUCAUAUGGAUAAUAAGUAUUUUAAUUUCUGGAAAGUAUCUUAUUUUAGGAAAUUAUCUUGUUUCAGUUUUUACAUUUGGUAAUUAGGAUCAUUUAGUAUUUGAGUUGAUUUGGGUGAUCUUGUUUCCUUAUUAGAGUCCUUUGUUUAUCCCUAUUUAAAGGGUAGUCGUUCAUGAAAUAAAAUUAUGCUUGAAGUCAAUUGUUUUUAAUAUCUUAGAAUAGUUUAACCUAGUCUCCUCUCAAUAGGAGAUUAGGUGUUAGUAAUACUCACGGCUGUAGGAAGCACAACAGGUCCUGUCACGAGAUCUAGAUCCUGGGUCAUAACAAAUUUGGUAUCAGAGCCACUCGUGAUGGCGACUCCUGCAGAAGAUUUGAUGAAAAAGUUGGAGGAAUUCAUGAUUCGACAGGAACAGAGCAAUAACGAGAUUAAAGGGGCGAUUGCAGACUUACAAGCUAAAUAUGUGUCCCUGGAAGAAGGUUUGUCAAAACAGACAAACUCUAAAAACAGAUCAGAAGCUAGCGUGGAGGAAGAAGGUGAACACCAAUUUGAAGACAACAACGAACCCAGCCAGGGUAGAGGCAAGGGUAUUAAUUUGGGCGCGCAAGGAAGGGGAUUCAUAUCCUCAAAGGGGGUAGGACGGGGACGAGGAGAGUUUGGGAUAAACCCUAACAACGCAGGGAAAGCACAUGAAUCAGAAUCAUGGAGGAGUACUUACCAACCGAAGUUCAAAUAUAAGUGGGAUCCUUUAAAAGGUGAAGCGUCAACACAUAAUCGAAAAGUUGAUCAAGAGCCUAUGUAUCAAAGGAGGACAGAACCAGUACAGGGGUUCAAAAUAUGGGACGAAACUGAUGAAGUCAAUGGGUAUAAAGCAACUAGGGUGCCGAAAUUUACAAAGAUGGAGUUUCCAACUUAUGAUGGCAAGGACGACCCCCUGGCUUGGCUACAGAAGUGCGAAGAUUUCUUUCAAGAACAACAAACUCCAACUGAAGCAUGGGUUCGUCAGGCAACCUUUGUUCUUCAAGGCAAGGCAAGCGACUGGUAUCGGAAUUUGAGGCGGAUGAAAGGACAGCCAACCUGGAACGAGUUUGUGGAGGAGUGCAAAAUUCGUUUUGGGCCUCCGAUGAGUAUGAGCCCGCUAGGAGAACUAACGCAAAUCAUGCAAACCGGCACGGUGGAAGACUAUUGUGCAAGUUUCGAGUCUCUAUUAGGAAGAACGACCGGAGUAACUCCAGAACAAAGCAUGUGGCAUUUUUGUGCGGGGCUAAUAAAUGUGAUAAGAUAUAAGGUUGAAUUUGCGAGACCCAUAACUCUAUACUAUGCCAUGAAUCUAGCUAGAUUGAGCUAAGGGUGGCCGAAGCAGGACAACCAAUAGGGGUCGGGCCUACAGGAAACCAAACCUCGGCUGGAAGCCAAAAACGAGAGUCUGCAGGAAAAGGGGGAGCUGGAAACUACAAAACUGAAACACUAAAUCCGGCCUGGAAAAAACUAACGGCUGUAGAAAUGGCAGAGAGGCGGGCAAAAGGCUUGUGCUUCAACUGUGAUGAAAUAUUCUCGAUUGGGCAUAAAUGUGCCAAGCUCUUUUGCAUCAUGAUGGACAACGAGGAAGAUGACGCUAAUGGAUGACUAUUGAGCUUGAGGACAAGCUCAAUGCGUAGGAGGGGAGUAAUGUUAUGAAUCAUACGGAUAAUAAGUAUUUUAAUUUCUGGAAAGUAUCUUAUUUUAGGAAAUUAUCUUGUUUCAGUUUUUACAUUUGGUAAUUAGGAUCAUUUAGUAUUUGAGUUGAUUUGGGUGAUCUUGUUUCCUUAUUAGAGUCCUUUGUUUAUCCCUAUUUAAAGGGUAGUCGUUCAUGAAAUAAAAUUAUGCUUGAAGUCAAUCGUUUUUAAUAUCUUAGAAUAGUUUAACCUAGUCUCCUCUCAAUAGGAGAUUAGGUGUUAGUAAUACUCACGGCUGUAGGAAGCACAACAGGUCCUGUCACGAGAUCUAGAUCCCGGGUCAUAACAAAAAAUUAAUAAUAUUGGUAACGAUACGUAAACAU